Molecule: messenger RNA, 744 nt
Organism: Colletotrichum phormii
Lineage: Eukaryota; Fungi; Ascomycota; Sordariomycetes; Glomerellales; Glomerellaceae
Exons: 1
Coding region: 1-744 (247 amino acids)
Source: RefSeq, a predicted model, not a curated record
AUGAAGCCGGCCGUCCUCGCCAUCCUAGGCGCCUCCGCGGCAGCCGCUUCGGACUCCACCAUCACCCUCGUGGCCCGACAGGCGACGACCGGGCCCUCAUCCGCCUCCAUGUCUUCGCCGCCCUUGACGUCGAUGGAGCCCUCACUGACGCCGACAACGACGUACCGCGACCCGUGGCAGUGCGCAACGCAGAACCUCUCGCAGUACUUUGACGUGCCCAAGCCCUCGGGCACGCUGAGCGCCGCCAUAGAAGGCUACAUCGACGAGCUCGUAGAGCCCUGCUUCGAGACCGCCACGGGCGCCGACCUCUUCAACUGCCGCGUCACCGAGUCGUCGCAGCUCUGCGGCUUCACCACCUACGCGUCCGCGACGGCGAACCCCGCCCUGAUCACGGCUUUUGCGUCGUACGAGAGCGCCGCCGCCUCGUUUUGGCGCAGCAACAGCGAGAGCGUGAGCUCGCUUUCGGUCGAGUGCGCGUCGGCCUGGGACCACUUUGGCGAGCUCAACCACGCCUGGUUGAAUCAGACUAUCGCCUACGCCAGCUGCGUGCUGAAGGAUUUGCCUCCCGUCAGCAGCACAACCGGUUCGUCGUCUUCGGGGUCCGGAUCGGCUACCGCCCCUGGCACGGGGGUCACGGGGGCGACGAGCAGCGUGACGAACACGGCUGGGUUGGCGAAGAAGACGGAUUUGUGGAUGCUUGCUGGCACUGGCGUCAUUGUAGGGGCUGCUAAUGCCUUUGCGUGA